This is a messenger RNA of Aspergillus welwitschiae, 333 nucleotides long. RefSeq lists its product as uncharacterized. The record is from RefSeq and is a predicted model, not a curated record. The transcript has 2 exons. Bases 1 to 333 code for a protein of 110 amino acids. NCBI's taxonomy places the organism in Eukaryota, Fungi, Ascomycota, Eurotiomycetes, Eurotiales, Aspergillaceae.
AUGGUGAAGAUAUGGUCAAAAGAUGGCGAGAGAUGGGGGAAGAUGAUAAAGGAAUCACCGAGUAGACACGGUCAAAUAAUUGGCAAUGCCGUCUUCUCCCCGUGCGUGCCAUGGCAAUUUCUGCGGGCAUUGAUCUGUUCAGAGAAAGAUUGCCCAGGCGGGCGCGCCAUUUCACCUCACCGCCUUUUGAUCAGUCCCUCUCUGAUCGAUUGUUGUUGUCCUGGGCCAUCAACAUUUGCUGGUGCUCGGGGGUUCCACUUGAAGCCCGCCUGGGGACCCCGAAUGCGCGCCGAACGAAUAUUUUUGCCCUCGGGUUUCGACCUUUGGGCGUAG